UUUCAUAAGAUUUCUUAUUUUGGACCUUCCAUUUGCUCCUUUGGAUCUUCCCUCUGCUUCUCUAGUUGUAUUGCUGGUACAAUCUGAAGUUCCCUGAAUCUAUGUUUCUGGUAGAGUGCUCCUGUAUGGAUGUUGGAGAGCUACGAGGGAGUGUGGGAGGGACUCUCACCGCCGGCAUUACAUGAUAAUGUGGAAUUCGACUAUAGUGGAAACUAUCUUGCAAUUGCGGGUUCGGAUGUAAGGGUCUACCAAGUUGCCAGUGUAAAGAUGGAAUGGAAUCAGAUUAAGACACUCUCUGAUUUAUCAGGCACAGGAAAAGUGACAUGCGUUAAGUUGGGAUGGCCCAGAGGAACCCAGAUCACCAGAUCACUGAUUUCAAACUUACAGAGAAGCCAGAGUCGAGAUUCUUUGCGUUAUCACUUAAUCCUUUGCUGCUCAUGGGGACGCUGCACGCCCCUGGGCUCGAGAUCAGCAGUUAACCGUUGGAUGCCCCCCCUUGUAAUUUAAGUGCAACCAAGAUCCUGGAUGGAAGCCCUGAAUAUGGCAUUUUAUUUUGAUGAUGUCCCGUAAAACAUGUUGUAUUCGUAGUUUUGAGUCACCGGUGAAAAAGCGCAUAAACUUAUUCUAUCUGUGAUUCUUGACA
Messenger RNA from Phoenix dactylifera (date palm), 643 nucleotides. Lineage: Eukaryota; Viridiplantae; Streptophyta; Magnoliopsida; Arecales; Arecaceae. The record is from RefSeq and is a predicted model, not a curated record.